GCGGCGCCGCGAUGGCGGCCAUGGCAGCGGCGGAGGAGGAGUACGAAGCGGUGCUGUGCGUGAAACCGGCGGUGCACGUCUACCGCGUCCCGCCGCGGGCCUCCAACCGCGGCUACAGAGCUGCAGAGUGGCAGCUGGAGCAGCCGGUGUGGAGCGGCCGCCUGCGCAUCACAGCCAAGGGCAAGACCGCGUUCAUCAAGCUGGAGGACAAAACCUCGGGAGAGCUCUAUGCCCAGGCACCAGUGGAGCAGUUCCCUGGCAUCGCUGUGGAGAGCGUCACCGACUCCAGCAGAUACUUCGUCAUCCGGAUCGAGGAUGGGAACGGCCGCCGGGCGUUCAUCGGCGUCGGCUUUGUCGACCGAGGGGAUGCUUUUGACUUCAAUGUAGCCCUCCAAGACCAUUUUAAGUGGGUGAGGCAGCAGAGUGAGCUGGCCAAACAGGCUGAGAACCCUGAGCAGGGCCCCAAGCUGGAUCUGGGCUUCAAGGAGGGACAAACCAUCAAGCUCAACAUUGCGAACAUGAAGAAAAAAGAAGGAGGGACAGGGAACCCCAGACCACGUCCUGCAGGUCCUGGGGGCCUGAGCUUGCUCCCUCCACCUCCUGGGGGAAAAUCCUCCCCUGCGGUUUGUCCUUCUGCAGCGCGGCCGGCACCGCUCUCAGCACCCACCCAGCUCCCAGGCACCCCCAUCACAGACUCCCUCUUGUGCUGGCCGCAGCCUGCUGCUGCUGCUCCCUCUGCUGCCGCCGCUGACAUCUGGGGAGACUUCACCAAAGCUUCAGGGUCACCUUCUUCCCAGAGUCAGGGAAAUGCAGGCUGGGUUCAGUUCUAACCCAGGCCCCUCAGCUGCUCUCCUCUGGGUGCUGGGAUCAUUGGGAUUCCUUCUGGACCAAAGCAGGGGCUUUGGGAUGCCCCACUCCUGCCCUUAAUCCCCUCCUCUGGUAGCAAAACGCUGCAACAGUGCCAGAGAGCAAAGAAAUCUGUGCCUUAAAACACUCCACACAGCACCCUCCCUCUGGAGGAGCUUUUGUUACCCACCAGGAUCUCAGGAGGCUUCCCCUGGUUGCCUUUGUCACCUCCCCUUGGGCACUGCUCGGAGCAGCAGGACUCUGGCUCACAAUUCAGGGGAUUCUCACUGAAGGUUUAUGCAGGAAGAACCUCCCUGGAGAUGUCACUGCUGGCUAAAUCCUUCCCUGGUGGAGGGAGCAUCCUCCUGGACUCACCUCACAGCUGAGAGCCAGCCUGAGCAUCACCUCAGGGGGGUUUGGAGCACUUAAACCUGCGCCGAGUGGAGCUGCUGCCGCUGGGGGCUGACA
This is a messenger RNA of Dryobates pubescens (Downy woodpecker), 1314 nucleotides long. RefSeq names its product NECAP endocytosis associated 2 (gene NECAP2). The transcript is spliced from 8 exons. The coding region runs from base 12 to 830 and encodes 272 amino acids. NCBI's taxonomy places the organism in Eukaryota, Metazoa, Chordata, Aves, Piciformes, Picidae. The record is from RefSeq and is a predicted model, not a curated record. Gene Ontology annotation, biological process: endocytosis. Gene Ontology annotation, cellular component: membrane; clathrin vesicle coat.